AUGAAACCCCCGAAGACGACGAUGACGACGGCGGAGGAAAAACAAACCAUGCGUAAACAGCCGCCGUCUCCGCCUCCACAACCACCGCCAGUUAACAACUCUUUGGUCCAAUGGUGGCGGAGAUGGACGGUGUUAGUGGCGGCGAUAUGGAUCCAAGCAUUCACGGGGACAAACUUCGAUUUCUCCGCUUACUCUUCCGACAUGAAAUCGUCGAUGGGGGUUUCUCAGUCCCGCCUAAAUUACAUGGCGGUUGCUUCUGAUUUGGGUAAAGCAUUGGGUUGGUCUUCUGGUUUCGCGAUUGCUUAUUUCCCUGUCUCCGCCGUGCUUUUCGCCGCCGCCGGAAUGGGACUCGUCGGUUACGGCGUUCAGUGGUUAUCCAUCGCCGAUGUUAUCGACCCUCCUUAUGCUCUGGUUUUGGUUUGCUGCUCGUUGGCCGGUUUAAGCAUUUGCUGGUUCAAUACGGUCUGUUUCAUCCUCUGUGUUCGACAUUUCGAAUCGAACCAUUCGCUUGCGUUGUCUCUUGUUGUGAGUUUUAAUGGAAUCAGUGCUGCUUUGUAUACGCUUAGUCAUGAAGCUAUUAGUGGGAAAUCAUCAGCAAGUUCUGAUAUUUACCUUCUUCCUAACUCUCUAAUCCCUUCGAUCGUCUCUGUUUUAGCACUUUGGCCGGUCCUUACUAACCCUAAUUCCUUCGAUACAUCCCGAACCCAUGACGAAACCCGUGUCUUCGUCGUCUUCAAUGUCUUAGCCUUAAUCACAUGCUUUUACCUUCCCUUGCCUUCCUCAAACACCUAUUUAGCUUCAUCGCCUCGAUGGCAUUUCCUCGGCGCCAUUUUCCUUCUCCUUUUCCCGUUGUUCGUCCCGUUUAUCGACUAUAUUCACCGCGCCAUCGAGUCCUGCUUCCACCUUCACAGAUCUGGCUAUGCAGCGGUUAACGUCGAAGAGCCCAAGAUCCUCAAAAAUCAUGAGAAGAUGAACGAAGAGGAGGAAUGUGGUACAGUGAGACUAGGAGAUGAGCAUUCUCUCGGAAUGCUGGUUCGUAGGGUUGAGUUUUGGCUAUAUUACAUAGCUUAUUUCUGCGGCGGCACGAUCGGUCUUGUUUACAGCAACAACUUAGGACAGAUCGCUCAGUCUCUAGGACAAAGCAGCUCAAAGGCUAAAUCCUUAGUGACACUCUUCUCUGCUUUCUCCUUUUUGGGAAGAUUGCUUUCCUCUGCACCUGACUUCACUCGCAAGAAACUGUACUACUUGACAAGAACAGGAUGGUUCACCAUUUCGUUACUGCCAACACCUUUGGCCUUCUUCAUCCUCGCUUAUUCAUCCGAGACCUACCACACCGCGCUAUUACGAGUCGCGACCGCACUUAUCGGGUUAAGCUCUGGGUUUGUAUUUGCAGCUGCGGUUUCUAUAACUUCCGACCUCUUUGGACGCAAUAGUGUUGGAGUCAACCAGAACAUCCUCAUCACAAACAUUCCCAUCGGUUCGCUCUUCUACGGCUACAUGGCUGGCUCGGUCUAUGACACCAACGCGAGCCUGGGGAGGGAAUCUGUGGUCUCGGACUCGGUUGUUUGCGUUGGAACUUGUUUCUGUUUAUUAGAACUAGACUGGUUUAUCACCGGUUAG
This is a messenger RNA of Arabis nemorensis, 1620 nucleotides long. The record is from the annotation of a GenBank genome assembly. Lineage: Eukaryota; Viridiplantae; Streptophyta; Magnoliopsida; Brassicales; Brassicaceae.